AAUGAUCACUCAACACCUGGCGUUUCGAAGAUCAAGCUCAGGCUCCCGACGAUUCAAUCCGUCCAUUCAUUGAAACGGACAGCUCCUUCGCUGAUUUUACGAAAAUGGAAGAUAAUAAUCCAUCCGUCCUUCUAUAAGAAAAAUAUCAUCUUCUCUUCAAUCAUCGUUGAAUAUUCUGCUUCUCUUCUGUUUCUCCUUCGUCUUCGUCUUCUGCAAUGGCCGCGCCCACUGCCCAGGUUGCCUACGAUUUAAGCCCCUUCCUUCGCGUCUACAAAGACGGCAAGGUCGAGAGAUUAAUGGGCACCGAGAUCGUCCCUCCGUCGGCGGACGAUCACGAAGGGGUCCACUACAAAGACGUCGUAAUCCAGGCGGAAACCGGCGUCUCCGCCAGGCUCUACAAGCCGAAAACGACGGACCCCAGCGGGAAACUUCCCCUCCUGCUAUACUUCCACGGCGGUGCAUUCUUCGUCCAGACCGCCUUCUCCCCGACGUACCACAAUUUCUUAACCUCGCUCGCCGGAGAAGCUAAAGUUCUAGUCGUGUCUGUCGACUACAGAAGGGCUCCGGAGCACCCCCUCCCGGCCGCCUACGACGACUCCUGGGCCGCCGUGAAAUGGGCUGCAGCCGGCGGGGAUCCGUGGCUGAGAGACUACGCUAAUCUCGAGAGGUUGUUCUUCGCCGGAGACAGCGCCGGGGCAAACAUAUCCCACAAUCUGGCGAUGCGGGUCGGGUCGGACGGGCUGGAGGGCGGGAAACUGGUGGGGAUUAUCCUCAUGCAUCCGUAUUUCUGGGGGAAGGACCCGAUCGGGAACGAAGCCGAGCUGGUGGAAGUGAGAGCGACGCUGGAGAGGUUCUGGGCGUUGGCGUGCCCGACGAGCGCCGGCACCGACGACCCGUGGAUAAACCCGGUGGCGGACCGGAAUUUGGGGGGAUUGGGAUGCCGGGAGGUGAUGGUUUGCGUGGCGGAGAGAGACCCUCUGAGAGAGAGGGGAUGGCUGUAUGCGAAAGCUCUGCGGAAGAGCGGGUGGAAAGGACGAGUGGAGAUGGUGGAGAGUGAAGGAGAAGGGCAUGUCUUCCACCUCGACUACCCUAAUUCGGAGAAGACCAUGGCCUUGCUCCGGCGCGUCGCCGAUUUCUGCAACCAGGGCAACGCCGAUCACGAUGGGUGCACGAUGGCAGGUUGCACCACUUAGUUGGGCCAAGAAGGUUCCAAAGAAAUUUAGGGUUCUUAGAAAACUUUUGCCAAGUUGAAUGUGCGACGAUGCGGUGUCGACACGACACUACUAUUCGAGGACAUUCCACAACGUUUCGGAACUGUUCAAGCAAUUAUAAGAAGUUAUUUUAUAUUUUAGAUAGUCUUUUUGAAAUAUGUAUUAAUGAUGGAAGAUUAUAUGACGUGGAUGGAUUUCUAUGUA
Diospyros lotus (date-plum) is the source of this 1415-nucleotide messenger RNA. Its product is annotated as probable carboxylesterase 2. The transcript has a single exon. Gene Ontology annotation, molecular function: hydrolase activity. The coding region runs from base 216 to 1193 and encodes 325 amino acids. Lineage: Eukaryota; Viridiplantae; Streptophyta; Magnoliopsida; Ericales; Ebenaceae. The record is from RefSeq and is a predicted model, not a curated record.